Tigriopus californicus is the source of this 3218-nucleotide messenger RNA. RefSeq names its product LIM/homeobox protein Lhx6-like. Gene Ontology annotation, biological process: neuron differentiation; regulation of transcription by RNA polymerase II. The coding region runs from base 1348 to 2856 and encodes 502 amino acids. Gene Ontology annotation, cellular component: nucleus. Gene Ontology annotation, molecular function: DNA-binding transcription factor activity, RNA polymerase II-specific; RNA polymerase II transcription regulatory region sequence-specific DNA binding. NCBI's taxonomy places the organism in Eukaryota, Metazoa, Arthropoda, Copepoda, Harpacticoida, Harpacticidae. The record is from RefSeq and is a predicted model, not a curated record. The transcript has 4 exons.
UCCCCUAAGACUGAAAAGCUUCAAUAGAGACGAUAGAGGUAGCAAUACAAGAACAGUCCUAAUUAAGCUGAUAAACACUCUUAUACCUGGUAAUGAGCUCCAGGUUCUUUUUCCACGGAGAGGGAGAUAUCUUAGGCCGGCUGGGAUAGGCCGUUGGGCAAUGGGCAGGCCAAAACUGCUACACCGACUCCUCAACAAGGAGUCAACUUUUAAAACUAACAAGCUCGUCCAAAGAAAGACACCACUAACUACUUUGUGCAUAUCGAGGUUGGAUGUGGAGGACUUCGAUCCUCAAUUAUCAUUGUUGUGCUUGUGAGACAUUGGUACCAAGUACUUUGAGAUCAAUGCGUGAUGGAUUGAAUUGGAUCAUUGUGAAUGUGCAUCAUUUCGAAAAAAGCAUCCCUCGCAGCUCAGGUGACCGCCGAAGAAAUUGGGUCUUAAUGUGAGUGAAUCGGUGCAAAGUGAACUGAAGCGUCGUUUGGCAUUUGUCCACAUCUUUCGGAAAAUGUCAGGAAUCAAUUCCUAUUUCUUGACACAUUUUUCAUGUCCAUUCCACACUCAGACGGUCCAAGAGCAUGUCAAAUCUCAGUCCAAGACCUCCAGGACACCUAUAAGAAGUCAUUCGAGAUGUAAGGCAAGAAAAAAAGCCACUUGACAACGGCCAUUGUUUCGACUGAUUUACAGAUUUCAUAGACUCAGACUUGGACUCGGACCGUACCGGAUCAUCAUCCCACCUUGGCUAAAUCAAAAUGGGCGGAUGAAUCGGCAUCUUGAGGUGCCCACCGUCGCCACAUCACUUCGGCCCAUUGUUUAGAGAGCAAAAAAGAACCGCUGCAAUAGCGACCAAUGAGGUGGAGCCAAAGAUGGGCCUGAGAUCUUGAGGUCAGUGGCGGCGGUGGCGGAACAGAUCCUGCUCAUUCACAUUGACAACGGACACCUUGACUCGUUACGAAGUGAAAAGAAGCGCUCCGUUGGCAGCGAACGCUCCAUUCUCCCUUCAGUUUUUUUACCGUCCUUCGCUCCGCUCGCCACGGUUUGAGGUUGAAACCAAAAGAGGCGCGGGGAGAACGAAGGGACGAGCGACAAAGGGUGUUGAAUUUCCCCGCCAGGGGCGCUCCGGAGAGAACAACGUAAACACAUCGCCAGUUGAGUGAAAUCGCCUUUGGAUUCCAGUUCUGAUCUUGGUGGUCUCAGGUGGCAAGCCAGUUCCUGAGGGCCUUCUACCAAGCCGUCUAGCUUGCUACGCUCUCACCUAUUGAUUGCAUCCUUUAAUAUUGAACUUGGUUUACCGAAGGGACAGAUAUCCUGCUCAACAAAAGAGAUCCCAGUGAUUUCUCAUGCGGCCUAAUGAUGGGAAUUCUAACACAGACAAACUAUAAGCAAUCUCCAGACAACCCCGGUGUACAUCUGGAACACGAGCCCGAGGACAAGGACAACUUCUCCAAGAUGUUGGCCGCUGGGAUUAACAUUCGUGGAGUAUCCCCGACAUGUCCGCCCGAGGGUCAAUCUGCAUCCCGUCUCCAUCUUGAGGAGGAGGUGCAAAGGAUAGUGGAAAGAAAUGACUCCGUGGAUCGCCCAGUCCCGUCGAGCCAAGGGGCAUGGAGUUCCGUACCUCAGCCACCCCCUGGGAACCACCAUCUUCACCCUCACGAUAACCCACACCGACAGCCUCCGUUACCUCCUUUCCAUGAACGAGAAUACCAUUCGCCCUACCCUUUGCCCCCACCUCCUCCGCCACUCAUCUCUACGCCUCAUCUGAGCGGCCAUCCAAAUCAGGGUGGCACGAUCUGUGAGAUAUGCAAAGGCAUGAUAACAGACGAGUAUAUUUAUUCAGUGGAGAAGAACCGCGUGUUCCAUGAACAAUGUCUGGCUUGCGCAGAAUGCCAUGUUCCUCUUCACGAUGGCAACCCACCGAUAGAACACAACGGCUUAUUGCUCUGUAGCCAUCACUUCCACAGUAAAUUUGCCCCAGUUGGAACUCAAUGUUCUCGAUGUGGUGUGGAACUACAGUUCGGGGAUACAACCAUGUUUAUCAAGCCUCUCUGGUUCCACGAAGACUGUUUCCGAUGUCACAUCUGUGAUACCAAACUCAAGAAAGGAGAGUCGUUUGGCAAGAUUGAUGGAAUCCCCUAUUGUCAUGUGCACUACUCUCAGUAUAGUCAGAUGAACUACGGUAUACCCUUCCAAGCCACCCCGCCCCAUCUCUCAAUGCCUCAAGGCCAAUUCCAUCCGCUUCCGCCCAUCCCCGUGUAUGGUGGAGAUAAGCAUUUGUAUCCGCAUUUCCAUAACGAAUUCGGGCCUUCCAUGCCAUCACACGCUCACCCACAGGGAGGGCCCCAUGGCCACCCUCAGGGUCUGCCUCAAGGCCAAGAGUUCUUUGGCGCCGGAGAGCCCAUGCAUAAAAAGAGGCGAGGUCGCAAGAAGCGAAAAGCCGAAGUCUUUCAAGGCAUGAACGGUUACGUGCCGAAUGGAUAUCCCGCACCCGAUGGGACGGACGGCACUAAAAAGCGCGCCCGGACCUCAUUCAAGCACAAUCAAUUGCGGGUCAUGAAAGGCCACUUUCAGAUCAAUCAAAAUCCAGACUCCCGAGAGCUUAAGAUGCUGGCUCAAAAGACAGGACUGGACAAGAAGGUUUUGCAGGUCUGGUUUCAAAACGCCCGGGCCAAAUGGAGGCGGAACAAAUCGGACAAUAUGGGCGGGACUGAACCUGGCAAUGCUCAGUGCUCUGUCCAACCGGGUCUGAAGCCUGGACCUUGUAGCUCAGGUUCGGGGUCUUCGACCACACACAUGAGCGAUGACGGAGGAGGCUAUUUCAACUCAGUUGUGAUGGGAGAGAUCUCCCCAUCUUCGAUUUGAAUUUCCCUUCAUCAAGGCGGCAUGAUGCCGGCAUCCUUAAACGAAUUGCGAAUCAAAAAGUAAUCCAUAUUAUCUGUGAACUGUUUGAUGUGUACUAUCGACCACUAUGAGUGUGCCCUCUUCCCCCUCCAGUCUUAUAGUCUACUAUGUCAUUACUACCGUCUGUUUUGCAUUAGAAAACAAAAUUAUCUUGCUGUGAUGAACACCUCUAAGAAGUAUUACUAUUCAAGUAUCCACCACCAUAACCACCUCCUUUGCUCGUAUUACCAUUACUAUUAUCACUAUUGCUAUGGCCAUUAUAACCACCACACCACACCACCGCCACCGUUUUUGUGUGUUGCAAUAAAACAUGAAAUCUCGAA